Messenger RNA from Echinococcus granulosus, 5436 nucleotides. Its product is annotated as Centrosomal protein. Gene Ontology annotation, molecular function: RNA binding. Bases 1 to 5436 code for a protein of 1811 amino acids. The transcript has 28 exons. Lineage: Eukaryota; Metazoa; Platyhelminthes; Cestoda; Cyclophyllidea; Taeniidae. The record is from RefSeq and is a predicted model, not a curated record.
AUGUUCAAUAUGAUAAAGAAAACAAAAUUAUCAAAGAAGAAUAAGCAUUUACAAGGGAGUUUCUCUGUGGACGUCAGGUUACCUGAUGACUCGCCGACUGCUAUGGUGGAGAAUUGGGAAGGCGCUGCUGAUACAGACGAGACAACACAGAGGCCCAGGUUAUUAAAGAAGUCGGUGAGAAAAUCAGAAGUAGAAGUACGUUCCCCCGUCUUGAGCACUGAAGAAUAUUCGAGUGAUUCCGAUGCUGAUGAAGGUCUUGCCGUGAAUUCACGCGCUAAACAGAGGGAGCGUCGAAAGGCGGAAAAGGAUCGUCUGAGACGAACUGUUUUUGUUGGCAAUUUGCCUGCCUGGAUGACUAGAAGGGCUCUUCACAAACUCUUCAGCAGUGUCCUCAAGAAGUCCAAAAUUGACACAGUGGACUGCACGAUUGAGUCUGUUCGUCUUCGUGGGGCUGUGCCCAUCACUGGUGGCACUAGUAAACAGGCGAAAAAGCGAUCUUCAAUUCGGCACGAAUUUGCCGCUGGAGACAAGCACACACAAAUUGGGUUUGUGGUUCUCACCUCCACUGUGGGAAUUUCAACAGUUUUGAAGCUGAACGGCUAUCUCCUCACGAAGGACGAUGCCGACACAGGUCGUCAUAUUCGCGUUGAUAUCUGUAGUCGGCGCAAUCCCUCCUACAACACACACAAGAGCGUAUUCAUAGGCAAUCUUCCUUUUUCAGCAAAUGAAGAAGAGGUACGUCAAGUGUUCCAAUCCUUUGGCAACAUCACGAACGUCCGAUUAGUUCGUGACUCGGCCACAGGUGCGGUGAAGGGCAUCGGUUUCGUGGAGUUCGAGGAUCCCAGCUCUGUCGCGCUUGUCAUUCGACAGGCUGCAUUGGGCCACUCUGGCGGUGGCGGUGAUUCAACUGAGUCACAGAGUCUCGUAGUCGGUGGACGUCAGUUGCGCGUUGAGGCCUGGAAGUCCAUCAAAAAGUCGAAGAAGACUAAGCAGCAACGACGCACAAAACUUGGGAGUCAUCAGGAACAGAGAUCUGUUGGUGCUGGCAGUGUCAACUUUAGAGUUCCAACUAAUUUGCGGGGGGCUGCGGCACGGAAGGAGUUUGUGAAACGCACUUUGCAAAAGCGAAAUAAACGAAAGCGGACCAAUGCUACGGCUUCUACUGCUGCAGCUGGGAAGGCACCUAAAACAAGGAAAUUUGGUUCUAAACGCAGUGGUAACUUUAUUGGCUCACUUUGCCGUUUGGAAACUGGUCAGUUGCGGCCUGAAAUGGUCGUAGAAUCUGAAGUUUUCCGUUCUGUCCGGAAGAAGCUUGAUGUGUUGGGCUAUAGGGAACCUUUGGGAGAAGAGAGCUUAUCUCUUGUUGAGCGUCUACUAGACGACUUAAUUCUUGCAACACAUGGGUUACGAGAAAAUAAACGUGAGUCUUCGUCCAAGCUUAAGUUGGAAUUGGAAGGACAAUGCAGUACGCUAAAAGCAGAAAACUCGACUUUGAAGAACGAGUGUUCAUCCCUUAACAGGGAUAUAUCAGAAAUUCACGAACGAUACAAGGCUCAAAUUCAAGAGCUAAGUGAAAAAUCGCGAAGUUUAGAGUCUGUCAACCAUGAUCUUCGGAUCUUAAACUCCCAUUGCAUGAAGAGGCUUCGAACUCUCGAGCUUGAAUCGAAGCAGUUAGUAAAACCUACUGAUAAACCCCCACACGCUAAUGCCCCGGAUACCGACGGUGCGGGACUCGAUUCUCCUCGCAAAGAUUCUGACCUUCAUGAUCUUGCCAAUUCAAACCUUAAUACUUCCGACCCUGCUCCAAGCUGUACUGAGGGUCGAGCGCAACCUUAUGUCUGCAGCGGCGAUAAAUCUUUGAACGAACCUAACAACGAUGCAGUGAAAAUGCUGACAAAACGCUGCUCUGAUCUCGAAGCAAGUAUUCUACUACUGCAAAAGGAAAGGGAGCUUACUGAGAAGCGGACGGCAGCUUUAAAGAAACAGAUUGAGGUGCGGAACGAAGAGAUUGACCGUCUCCGUCGGGUCAUUGAGGUGGAAAAGCCGCCUGAGAGGUUGGUGCUGGAGUCGCAAAAGGGUCACGCGGAUCUGGUGAUUGGGCAGUUGCAGUCCCAGGUAGACCUGUUGCAGAAGCGCAAUGAGGAGUUGGAAAAACGGAUGCUCCUACGUCUGGAAGCGAUUAGUCAGUCCGCUUUUGCGGUAUCAUCAAGGCGAGAGCGAGCCUCGCAGUGCGACCUUCCUGAGCAUCCCAUGAAUGGCAAGGUGGGUCGGUACGAGUUGGCUAAGUUGCUAGAUAACUUUGAAAAGACUAACAGUCACUUUCUCAGUCGGACGGAUGAAUUGGUGAAUUGUCAGAAGAAAAUGGUGCUUGAGAUUGAGCGUCUGAAACGCCUCGUGCCACCGGCUAAAAAACAAACACAAGCUGUCAAACGGAAUAUGAUGAGGUCUACAAUCAAAAAGACUCCCUCUCUAUUGCCUACUACCGCUGCUGGUACUAAUGCCGUUGCUACCACAAAGCAGGUAACAGAAAAUUAUGAGCCUCCAAUCAAGGAAUACAUAGAGGGUUUGUUGGCGGAUCGGGAGACACUGCGCGCGCAGGUGGACCACCUGAAUCGCAGCCUGCGCCGGUGGUUUACAACGGGCGCUGCACUUGUCACCACCAGCGACGCUAUGGGGGGUGACAACCAGAACGCUCACACGCAGUCUGCCCAUCUUGAAGCCCCAAACGUAGCCCAUGAAAGAGAUGAAGCUUCCGUUGGACGUGAAUUUACCUCGGAGAUGCUAAAGGCUCUGCUAAAGGCGACAGAGUCGGAGCGUGAUUACUACAUUCGGCGAACUGAGGAGCUUCAAGUUGAAAUCUCUCGUCUCACUUGUAUGUCUAGUCAUCAUCGUUACCACGGGCAGUCAGCAGCACUUAUGAGUCCAAAGAAUGAUUCAGAAAUUGAAACCAUAAAGCAAGAGCGCGAUAUGCUUCGGAUGACGCUGGAUCAAUUUGAACAGAAUCUUCUUGGGGUCCAAGCUGGAGUCCGAUCUUUGCGAUCUGAGAGGGAUCAGCUUUUGUUGGAACUGGAAAAGGCACAAAAGUCGGAGGCUCCUUCAAAACAUCCAACUUUCUCUUCUGGAGUUACUGCCUCAGAGUAUGCCCAAGCCUUAAAUCAUCAGUCGACAAAUAGCGCUGUUUCUAAUCCCGAUGAAUCUCUACGUGUCAGAGCCUCGCCUGAAACGCGGAGACUCUCGGAGUACGAUCAUAGUGAGGAGCAGCAGUUAAGGGAAGAGAUUUCUGCCCUCCAGACAGCUCUAUCCAGCUCUCGUACGCAGCUAGAAGCCUCUCAAAGACGCACCGAUGGACUUGAGCGGCAGGUGGAGGAGUUGAAAUGCGAAGUAGAGCAGAUGACUUCGAAAAAGGAGGAGGCUGAAAAGUUGAAGGAGCAGCUUCAGACCGCAUUGGUCCAGACAAGUGGUCGGAACUCCUCCCUGGCGAGUGAGUUGGCAAUGCGAAAAGACAUGUAUAAUGAGGCGGUGAGAGGAAAACAGCUCUCCGACGCCAUGGUGGCUGAGGCUCAGCGUGACCUUCAGUCCUUGAAUGCUCGCAUCGUAGAGUUCGAUUCUGAAAUUAGACGUAGCCACGACGAGGUGUCGCGUCUACGCAAGGUAGCAUCCCAGCUGGAUGCUGAAAAGGACGCCCUCCAGGCCAGUCUUGACGACCGCACAGAGGAUUUGGUCGCCUUGAAACGCGACCUCGAUCAGCGAACUCACUUGUUUGAGGAGAAUAAGCAAUACUUGAGCAGUGUUGAGUUGCGUCUCCGCCAAGUCACUGCCAUGGCAGCCGAGCGGGAUCGCGAAGUCCAAACACUGACUGAGCGUCUCCAGGAGGUGGAAACUUCCUCACAAGUUGUCAGCCGGAGCCGGGCCAUAUCAGAGGAGAAGUAUGCCAAAGCCAAGGACGACAUUACGGUUCUCAGCAAUGAAGUUGAAAGUCUUAAAAAUCAUUUACAGGCUGCCAGAAAUGAGAACAAUGAUCUUCAGUGCCGUCUGGCCGAAGCUCUUCAAAAUUUCUCCGCCUCCGAUCAGGCGCUAGAUGCCAAAUUGAAGGAACACAAUGACCUUUUGGCGCAAUAUGGCUCUCUGAGCAAAGAGUAUGAUGCGAUGUCAAAGCGUAAUGUGGAACUGGAGCGGACCCUGGCCGAGGUGGAGGAGACGCUGCAGGGCAAAGAGGCCGCUGUGAGAAGCCACAUUGACCGCGCUCAAAAGGCCGAAUUGGCGGCUCUGAACGCAAAGCGCGAGUGUGUUGUUGCGGAAGAAAAAUGCGCUCGUCUCAGCACCGCUGCAGAGAAAGCGGAGUCGCGGGCCCAAGAGUUGGGUGGAGAGGUGGAGGAGGUGCGACGCGACCUCGCGGCAACCCGUGAUCUUGCCGGUGCUCUGCAGGCCCGCCUCGACAACACUGCCGGCCAGUCGGUCAGCGUUGCUUCCGACCUCACCGCCAAAUUGACUGAGUGCGAGCGCAAGCUGCGCGAUGCUCUUGACGAGACGGCACAUCAGCAGGAGAUUAUACAGCAACUGGAAUUGCUUCUUGCAGUCGCUCGAGAAAACCAAGUUCGUUUGCAAGUUUCACUCGAUAGGAAGACGGAGGAAUGCGAACGAUUGCGCAAGGACACCCACUCCGCCCAUCAGGCCUCUGGCGUGGCCAGUACAGAAGCUCUGGCGCUUCACAAGCAAUUCACCACCCACCUUAAGUACGCCAGCAGUACUGGAGCUACCACCUCCACUUCCGCCACCCAGACCGCUGUUCCAUUAGUGCGUAGGGAAGACCACCCCCUCCUUUUCUACCAGCCCCUCCAUCCAACGCCUUCCACUAGUUCCACGGUUUCUCUAUCGGAGUCAAAUUGUGUGGUCACGGCGGUCAGCUCUGCGACUACCACACCGAGGGGAUCUCCCACCUAUCGCCUUGCCUCCUCUGGCGAUGCAAUGAUCCAUGGGUCGCAAGUGGCGGUUAGAAAUGAAUCCACUCCUUCCGUCAUUGAGGCUGACUUGCCCUCAGUUACCUCCCCUUCCUCCUCUCUGCAUUUUCGUGAUGGCCUCUUCGAGGGCACCACAACCUAUGUACCGCGUAAAAUGAACCGAUGCAAACAUGGCUGCUUCCAUUCCUCCAACUGCUUUGACGGACGUCCUGUCGAAGGUGGUGAUGAGGAUGAUUCUGGAGAAGUGUCAUUCUUGAAGGGAUCUCUUGAUGAAGAGCAUCCGGAUUUUUUCGUCUUAGAAGAUUUAGGUGAAUUUAUUGGGACAAAAUGGGUCAGCAAUCUUGGUGGGAUUUGUGUACAAACCCUUGUAAUAAGUGAUCUCCAAAGGAUUGGUUACGCCAUUACUAUGGCUGGUGUUUGCGGAGCUGUUUGUACGGGCGCGGCGGGAGUGCCCUUUUUUGCGAAAUCACCAUAUUAG